AUGGCUCCAUCUCCCAGGAGAAGCAGUAGGAAAGAUGCCAACACGUUGCCAAGCAUGUCCUCAACUUUCUGGGCUAUCAUGAUCCUGGCUAGUCUCCUGAUCGCUUACUGCAGUCAACUGGCGGCAGGUACAUGUGAGAUUGUAACUUUGGACAGAGAUAGCAGUCAGCCCCGAAGGACUAUAGCCCGACAAACAGCUCGCUGUGCAUGUAAAAAAGGACAGAUUGCCGGUACAACAAGAGCAAGGCCAGCCUGUGUUGAUGCACGAAUUAUCAAAACAAAACAGUGGUGUGAAAUGCUUCCAUGUUUAGAAGGAGAAGGCUGUGAUUUGCUAAUCAAUAAAUCAGGCUGGACCUGUACACAACCAGGAGGACGGAUAAAGACAACCACGCCUGUCUGAGGCCAUGUGGUUUGGAGAUCUGAUCACUAGUCCGAAAAGGAAAGGCUGUUUGCAA
Messenger RNA from Colius striatus (speckled mousebird), 454 nucleotides. It is a transcript of the gene TAFA5, whose product is annotated as TAFA chemokine like family member 5. The transcript has 4 exons. Bases 1 to 399 code for a protein of 132 amino acids. The record is from RefSeq and is a predicted model, not a curated record. NCBI's taxonomy places the organism in Eukaryota, Metazoa, Chordata, Aves, Coliiformes, Coliidae. Gene Ontology annotation, biological process: G protein-coupled receptor signaling pathway. Gene Ontology annotation, molecular function: G protein-coupled receptor binding; receptor ligand activity.